Molecule: messenger RNA, 1761 nt
Organism: Dufourea novaeangliae
Lineage: Eukaryota; Metazoa; Arthropoda; Insecta; Hymenoptera; Halictidae
Product: zinc finger protein 226-like
Exons: 5
Coding region: 1-1761 (586 amino acids)
Cellular component (GO): nucleus
Source: RefSeq, a predicted model, not a curated record
AUGAUGCCUACGUCUAAUACAUUCUGUCUAGUAUGCAACAUCAACCUUAACGCUUCAUCAUGUAUAAAUAUAUUUUGCACAUCUCUCCCUAAUGAUGGGGAACUGUUAGCGAAUUUUAUUUCAAAAGUAUUGUGUAUAGCUCUUCCAGAAUUAAGCAAUCCUUACAUCUGCUCACAAUGUUAUAAUUUGUUCCAAAUGUUGGAACAAGCGCAGAAAACCGUUUUAAAUAUACGUUGUGAAAUUUUGAAGAUAUAUUGUGCUACUGAGAGAAGAAAAAGUAUAAAAGCAUCGGUACAUAAUGGUGCAGGCUUAAACACAAACAUAGUCUUAGAGAAAAACAAGGUAGACGUAAGCUGUGGCACUGAAUACUUGAAAGAAGGAUCAAACUUGCAAUCUUUUCAAAUUGAAGAACUGGUUAAACAACAAUAUGUUCAAGAUAAAGUAACGAAUCCAAUAAUACAUCUUCCAAAUCUAGAGUGUGACAUUAAUAUUAAGCCUGUAGGAGAGUCAGAGGAUUUAAAGAGGAACAUAACAGACUGCAAUGAAAUAGAUGAUAUAAGCUCUAAUGAUUACAGUAGUCGUAACAAUAUGAAGAAGAAAGAUAUUGUACAAAAUGGCAUGGUCUGUAAUUUAGUACCAUUAACUAAUGAUAAUAAUAUAUACAAUAUUAGUCCUCAAGUGGGUGUGGUGAACUCUGGGAAUGAAUUAAAGAGCUUAGUAAAAACAAAUUCUAUUUUGUCCGACAAUAAGCUGCAAGUACAAAACAUUACAGAGUCCAUUGACUUAAAGUGGAAGGAAAUAGAUGAAAAUGUAACAGGGGUAAAAGAGAACACCGAGAUCACAACGGUAUUGAAAGUUGAUCAACUAGAUGUUCCUAUAAAAUCUGGAAAAUCAUCAAAGUACAAUAUAAAAUCAAUGAAGUAUUCUUGUUCUACUUGCGGUAAAAAAUGGAAAACGUCAACCGAACUAAAAACACAUGUAAAAACUCAUUCUUCGUUGAAACCCUACAUGUGCGAAAAAUGUGGUCAGGCAUACAAACAUAAACAUGCAUUGGAAAUACAUAUAGGAAUGCAUAACGGAAUCAAUCCAUUUCAAUGCAAUUUCUGCAAUAAGUGUUUCACGCAAAAGGGAGCACUUAUGAGACACCUACCGAUGCAUACAGGUGAGAUGCCUUAUCAGUGUGAGUUAUGUGGUAAAAGAUUUAUACAUCACACAUCGUACAAUAUGCACAAAUUGUCGCACAGUGGAAAAAAGUCUCACAAAUGCCAUAUGUGUGAUUUAUAUUUGUUUUCGACGUCGCACUUGAAAAGACACAUGCGAGCUCAUACUGGCGAAAAACCAUACAGUUGCACAUUAUGCGGAAAACGUUUCGCGGAACGAUAUAAUUUAUUGGCACAUCAAAAAAUUCAUGAUCCGUUCGACGAUAAAACGAAGAAAACCAAUGAGUCACGAUUCCAAUGUGAUUGUUGUAAUUUGGUAUUUGAACAGAAGCAAUGCUUGAACGAUCACAUAAAACAACAACACGUUACAACAGAUGAUGAAUCUGAUCUUAAGAAAUCAUAUACAGUCUUUUCAGUUCAACCAGAAUCGAACGAAUUGUCAAGGGGUGUAGAUUCUGAAGAUAAUAUAUUGCAACAAACGUGGAUACAAAUGAAUCGUUCUAAAUUAGAAAACGUUGGCAAUCAGACGAAGUUUGUGUUUCUGCAGAAUCCUCUGUCUGAAAUUAAUGAGACUUCCUUUGGAGUUACGUUCAAUGAUUAG